AUGAAAUUGAAAUUCCGCUUGCUUUUCCUGUUAUUCAUAUUAGUUCUAUUUAUAUUUUCAUAUUUAUUGCUAUUAGUCAGUGAAGAAUUUCGAGAUACGCUUUUCGAUGAAGAAUAUGUGUAUGUUUGAAUCUCUAGCUAGAAAUUAAAAUUAUUUUUGAAAAUUUCAGAGAUCCUCGCCCACAAUCUCGAAUUUCGCCCAAACAAUCUCAUAAAUUAUGUGUAAUAAUUCCAUAUCGCGAUAGAUUUGAAGAACUCAAACAAUUUGCACCGUAUAUGAAAGAUUUCUUGGAUAAACAGAAAGUUGAACAUCAUUUGAUUGCUGUCAAUCAAACUGACGAUCUUCGGUUUAAUAGAGCAUCUUUAAUAAAUGUGAGUUUCAUUGAUUUUUUUCAAUUUCAAAAAAAAAACAUUCUUCAGAUAGGUUGGAAUGAAGCUGAUAGAUUAGGCUGUGAUUAUAUGGUUAUGAAUGAUGUGGAUUUGCUGCCAAUCAAUCCCGAAAUACCAUAUGGUUUUCCGGAAAUUGGAAUAAUUCGGCAUAUAACUUCGCCCGAAUAUCAUCCAAAAUAUCAUUAUCAAAAGUUUAUUGGAGGGAUUUUGAUGUUGACAAUGGCGGAUUAUAAGGAAUUGAAUGGAAUGUCGAAUAAAUAUUGGGGUUGGGGUUUGGAAGAUGAUGAAUUCUAUUUGAGGAUUAUGUGAGUUUUUUCUUCGAGUUUUCAGUUUGUUUUGCAAAAAUAAUUGUUUUUCUAGGGAAGCCAAACUAAAUCUGACUCGAGUUUCUGGUCUUUCAACAAACAGCACAAAUACUUUCCGCCAUAUUCAUGGACCAAAAAGAAAACGAGAUUAUUCGAAGAAAAGCGAUCAUAAACAAUGGCAAAUGAAAAGAAAACGAGAUAGAGUUUCGGGUUUGCGUGACAUCAAAUAUCAAAUUAUUAGAAGAGAUGUUAGAUAUUUUGGUGCUUGUCCAGUUGUUGUUGUUAAUGUUAGGCUACAAUGUGAUUUGAAAUGGACGCCUUAUUGUAAGCAAAAAUAA
Molecule: messenger RNA, 1032 nt
Organism: Caenorhabditis angaria
Lineage: Eukaryota; Metazoa; Nematoda; Chromadorea; Rhabditida; Rhabditidae
Source: the annotation of a GenBank genome assembly